Messenger RNA from Ziziphus jujuba (common jujube), 2823 nucleotides. RefSeq names its product large ribosomal subunit protein mL102 (rPPR5). The record is from RefSeq and is a predicted model, not a curated record. Lineage: Eukaryota; Viridiplantae; Streptophyta; Magnoliopsida; Rosales; Rhamnaceae. Gene Ontology annotation, molecular function: protein binding. The coding region runs from base 234 to 2531 and encodes 765 amino acids. The transcript has a single exon.
UCUUUUUUGGGCUGCUCUCCUUCUUUCUCCAGCAGCCCAGACUUUCUUGUAUCAGUUGCCACUCAAUAGGGUUUAAGCUCUUUCACUUCCACCAUUUUUGAAGCUUUCCGAGCAAAUGAUAAAAGUUGUGUAUCCAUUUUUGCCUCCAUUAACUCCAUUUUGCUUUCAUUUCUGUUCCAUAAUUUAGCUCUGUCUUCAGAUUCACUCUCACUGGUUCAAAAACGUUGCUGUCUAUGGCCAAUAUUUCUCUGUCUAAACCCUACAAAGGGCGGCUCAGGGGCUUCCCAAACCUUUCCAGAAUCUCAGAACCUUGUCCUCUCUAUCUCCUUCGUCUCUUCAGUUCCACACAAGAACCGACGCUGGCCGCGACUGACGUAUCGGAAACAAGCUCCGAAACUUCCUCUUCCGAUCCACAAACUGUACCCCAAAGCCCAAACCCACCAGAUGUAGCAGGGAACUUGGUGACCCAGAGAGUUCCACGAGGUAAGCAUCGAAACCCAGAAAAGAUUGAAGAUGUUAUCUGUAGAAUGAUGGCGAACCGGGCUUGGACAACCCGUUUGCAGAACUCGAUUCGGGAUUUGGUUCCCGAAUUCGACCAUUCGCUCGUGUGGAAUGUGUUGCACGGUACCAAGAACUCGGAGCACGCGCUCCAGUUCUUUCGGUGGGUCGAGCGUGCCGGUUUAUUAAAGCACGACCGCGAGACCCAUUGGAAAAUUAUUGAGAUUUUAGGCAGAGCUUCGAAGCUCAACCAUGCCAGAUGCAUACUAUUCGACAUGCCUAAGAAGGGUGUGGAAUGGGAUGAGGAUCUUUUUGUUGUACUGAUUGAGAGUUAUGGUAAAGCUGGGAUAGUUCAGGAGGCUGUCAAAAUUUUCAACAAAAUGAAGGAAUUGGGUGUGACGAGGAGUGUCAAGUCUUAUGAUGCAUUGUUUAAGGUUAUCCUUAGGAGGGGACGCUAUAUGAUGGCGAAAAGAUAUUUUAAUGCAAUGUUGAGUGAGGGGAUAGAGCCUACUCGGCACACCUAUAAUGUUAUGCUGUGGGGGUUGUUUCUCUCUUUGAGGUUGGAGACUGCAAAACGGUUUUAUGAAGAUAUGAAGGGCAGGGGCAUUUCACCUGAUGUUGUCACAUAUAAUACAAUGAUUAAUGGGUAUAAUCGGUUCAAACUGAUUGAUGAGGCAGAGAAAUUGUUUACAGAGAUGAAGGGAAGGAACCUGGCACCUACUGUGAUAAGUUAUACCACCAUCUUAAAAGGAUAUGUUUCUGUUGGACGGGUUGAUGAUGCACUGAAAACUUUUGAGGAGAUGAAGUCUUUUGGUAUAAAGCCCAAUGCUGUCACGUAUACUACAUUAUUGCCUGGACUUUGUGAUGCGGAAAAGAUGCCUGAAGCUCGGGUAAUGUUGAAGGAGAUGGUGGAGAAAUAUAUUGCUCCUAAGGACAAUUCUAUCUUUGUCAGAUUGUUAUCUUGCCAGUGCAAGGCUGGGGAUCUGAAUGCCGCUGCAGAUGUUCUCAAGGCAAUGGUUCGGCUAAGCAUUCCGACGGAGGCAGGUCAUUAUGGAAUUUUAAUCGAGAACUUUUGUAGGGCUGGGGUGUACGAUCAGGCAGUGAAGUUGUUGGAUAAGCUUGUAGAAAAAGAAAUUAUAUUAAGGCCCCAAAGUUCCUUGGAGAUGGUACCUAGUUCUUAUAACCCAAUUAUUGAGUAUCUGUGCAAUCAUGGCUAUACAGGGAAAGCUGAAACUUUUUUCCGGCAGUUGUUAAAAAAGGGUGUUCAGGAUCCAGUUGCCUUUAACAAUUUGAUCCGUGGUCAUUCCAAAGAAGGGAAUCCUGAUUCUGCAUUUGAAAUUUUAAAGAUCAUGGGUAGGAGAGGGGUACCUAGAGAUGCAGAUGCUUAUAAGUUGCUUAUCAGGAGCUACUUAAGCAAAGGUGAGCCUUCUGAUGCUAAAACAGCCUUGGAUGGUAUGAUUGAAAGUGGCCAUCUUCCAGACUCAUCAUUAUUCAGGUUAGUGAUGGAGAGUCUAUUUGAAGAUGGGAGGGUUCAAACUGCAAGCAGGGUUAUGAAUAGUAUGUUGGAGAAGGGGGUGAAGGAGAACAUGGACUUAGUUGCUAAGAUUUUGGAAGCCCUUCUCUUGAGAGGUCAUGUGGAGGAAGCAUUGGGACGAAUUAAUCUACUUAUGCAUAGUGGGUGCCCACCUAAUUUUGAUAGUCUCUUAUCUGUUCUUUGUGAGAAAGGGAAGACCAUUGCUGCACUCAAGUUGUUAGAUUUUUGUCUUGAGGGAGACUGUAAUAUUGAUUUCUCAAGCUAUGAUAAGGUGCUGGAUGCUCUUCUAGCGGCAGGGAAAACACUUAAUGCUUAUUCAAUAUUGUGCAAAAUAAUGGAGAAAGGAGGGUCCAAUGAUUGGAGUUCCUGUGAAGAUCUUAUUAGGAGCCUUAAUCAGGAGGGAAACACAAAGCAAGCAGAUAUUCUAUCCAGAAUGAUUAAGAGAGAGAAUACCAGUGGAAGCAGAAAAGGGAAGGUACAAGCUUCAGCUGCUGCCUGAUUUGCUGUCUCUAUAAAGUUUUUGCAGUUGAGAUAGAAUUUUGCUUUUGAAUUAUAUUCUACCUAAGAAAAUGAUACUGAUGAUGAAAUAAGUAAUCAUGAGUUCUGUUGGUUAGUUGAGAUUCCUUUGAACACUCUUCUUUGUUAUUUUCUCUGAUAAUUCCCCACUAUCAUUAUUGUGCUAAAGGCCCUUUGAUAUUCCAUUUUUGCUGAUAUAGAUGAUGCAAUGUAUUAGAUGCUGAACUAAAAUGAUAUCAUAGUAGGGAUGACUCUGUUUUCAGGUCAAACGUGUA